Didymodactylos carnosus is the source of this 3162-nucleotide messenger RNA. NCBI's taxonomy places the organism in Eukaryota, Metazoa, Rotifera, Eurotatoria, Philodinida, Philodinidae. The record is from the annotation of a GenBank genome assembly.
AUGGUAGUAAUGGUUAUUGAUGGAUAUGCUGCUGUUUUUUUAGAUAUGGCAAAGUCGUUAUCGGGAACUAAUAUUCGUGAAGAUACUAGCGUAAAAUUUACACGAUUACCAUUGAAACCAUUUGGUCACAAGACGGCACAUUUGGCCUAUUUUGAUUAUAAUGAAGAUAUUGGACGAUCUUUACAAUUCAUUUUAAAUGAUAGUGAAUUUGCACCACCAGCACCAAAAUUACUUGUCGUUUUCGAAGGUAGCGUUCGAUUACCAUCCGAACGUCUAAAUGAAUUUAAUGAAAAACAAUUUUGUUCAUCAAUGGCACGUUUACUAUUAGCAAUUGGAAAGAAUAGUCAAAAAGACGAUCAAUCAGUUCCAUGGGUAUUUUCAAAUAUCAGAUAUGAUUCAGUUGCAGAGAGAAUAAUUCAGUUAACAAAACAACAAUAUUUGGCAAAUGAUAUUUCACUUUCUAAGUUUAUUACAAUUGGUAUAGAUGUUUGUCCAGCAGUACAAGAAGAAUCACUGAAUACAUACUUUAGUCUUGUGAAUGCGUUACAAUCAACAACAAUAAAAGCAACUGAAUCAUCGUCUAAUUAUAAUAAUCGCAUCUUAAAUAAACGUUUAUCGAGGAUUAUACUGUACGGUCAACGUUCACAUGAUCUGAUUGAUCGACGAGCAGUACUACAACGAUUCAUUGAGGAAGCCAGUCGAAAUAGUGAUAAUGUCAAAAAUGAAUCGAUUAGCGUACCGAAAAUAAUGAUAUUGUAUGGAGGUGAUGAUACAAAUUCGGAGCCAAUACACAGGUUAAUGAAUAUUGAAUUAGAACGACGAAAAUUUGGACUUGUUAUUAUUCGUGGUACUGGUGGUCUUGCUGAUAUACUAGCUUGGGUAUAUGAUAAGAUAAAAAAUGGAAUGACGGUUUAUGAUACAAGUCGAGGAUCAUUAACAACAACAUUUCUUCGAGAGUUAAAAGUGAUUGUCAAUCAAGAAAUCGGCGUUCUUGAACCAAAUGAAGCAUUGAUUAUAUUGAUCACGCAUUUGGCAAUGACGCGCUGUAAAAAAGUAGCCGUUUUUGAUUGUGAAUUUGGCGAAGAAGAAGAUCUCUCACUAUGUCUUCUAGAAGCUUUAGUGACAGCAAGUCAUAAUCAACGUUUACUAUCGUUAAAACUUCAUCUUGCCUUCGAUUUAAAUCAGCCAAAAUUUGCUAAUCGAAUUUUACGUCAAAAUCCAGACAUACCAGAAGAUGAUUUGAUUAAUUUGGCAAAAAUGGCUAUUAUUCGUGAUCAAAUAGAAUUUUUAGCUGUACUGGAAGAUGCAGGUGGUAUAACAUCGGAUAAUUUAGGACUUGAUUAUGAUGUAGAAUUAUCUCAAAAAAUGAGUUAUAACCAUGAAAUAUUUCUUGAGAUUAUCCAAUCAAUAUUUGCUUGUCCACUAGCGGAAAUUUAUAAACCUAUGGAUGAAAGUAAUGAAACACAAGAGGACGAAGUUCAAUUAAUUAAUGUUAAAUUAUUUCUAUGGUCAAUUUUUUUUGAUCAUUAUCAACUUGGUUUACAUUUUUAUAAACGUUUAAAUGAUAAACUUUGUGGAGCAUUAGUUGCCGCACUAAUCUAUCGUCGAACAGGUGAUUUAUCUAUUAAACGAUCAUCAACCGAAAGUGUUACUGUAGAAAAAUUAUUCUUCCAUGCUGAAGAAUACGAAAAGAUGGCCAUGAGAUUAUUACAAACGUUGUAUGUUACAAAUCCACAUAUGGCUCGUUUAACAAUAAAACGUGAAAAUUUUGAAUUUAAUAAAAUGUCAAGUUUAGAAAUCGCCAUUAUCGGCCGUAGUGAGAAUUUUGUGGGUCAUGCGUGUGUUCAAGAAGUAUUUGAUUUAAUUUGGACGGGUGAUACACCUCAUAAGAUCAAAGGAAAACAUUUUGAACGAAUGUUAGUGGGUGCUCAAACAGCAUUUGGACAAUCUACAUCUUCUAUUCAAUCAAAAGAUCAACAACAAAAAUGGCCAAUAUGUAUGACAAAAAUGCGCAGUCGAUUAUCGAGACCAAGAGUCAAAUAUCAAUUUCAUUUUGUUUUUUAUGUGGCAUUUCUUACGUUAAUUACCUAUAUGGUAUUGUUUGUUAAAACAUCAUUACUUGAAAUAAAUAGUGAGUCAUCAUUAAAAACAAUUGGUAAUACGACAAUUAUUAUUGAUAAUUAUAAUUCGAGAAGUCGUGAAUCUCAAUUUUCUUUGUUACAAACAUUUAUAUCAGUUUGGGUGUUUAUGUUUGCUCUAGAAGAAUUUCGACAAGCAAAACUUUUUAAAACAAAAGAUGUUGGAAUUAUUGAUACAUUUCUACUAUACAUUGAUUCAUCAUGGAAUUUACUGGAUACGACGUGCGUCGUUCUUUAUGUAACGUCAGUUGUACUCGAAAUAUAUAAUACAAAAACAGCAUUAAAUGCGGCAAGAGCAUUUCUUGCUAUUGAUGUUGUCUUGUGGUAUAUUCGUCUGUUAAUAUUGUUAAUGAUUGAUCGUGUUGUUGGACCAAUGCUACUAAUGAUUAAGGCUAUGCUCAGUGAUAUGAUGACUUUCUUUUCAAUAUUUUUUGUAUUUACAACGGCUUAUGGUGUAGCAAGUUUUUCAUUACUCAAAGGUGGUCAACCUGAAUUUGAUUUGAGCAUUAUUCGCAAAAUUUUUCAUUCAGCUUAUUGGCAUGUAUUUGGAGAAAUAAAUGAUAUGGAUGAAGUGAAAGAUAAUUAUGAAUUAUCGGGUUGGGCUGCAUUUGUACUUUUGGCUUUGUAUAUGGCAGUUAGUAAUAUUUUGCUCGUUAAUUUACUUGUUGCCAUGUUUAGUAAUACGUUUGAUCGAAUGUAUUCUAAAAUGGAUACAUUAUGGAAGUUUCAUCGUUACCAUAUCAUCAAGGAGUAUACAAUAUUAUCGCCGUUACCACCACCAUUGAAUCUGUUGAGCUCUGGAAACUACCACCAAAGACCCUUCAAUCCUGAAUUAUUACCAAUUCAAAUAUUAAAUCUUCGACGUCGUGAAGCUUUGGCCUAUGAAACUGAUAUAUUUGAUAAUUUAAAUAAAUCAAAACAAACAGAUAUUAUGCGUUCACAACGUUUAGAUGUACAGUUACAAAAAUUAAAAAAAUUACUUUCCCACAUCAAAAUAACAUGUGAGGCACACUCACAAAUGUAA